This is a messenger RNA of Clunio marinus, 192 nucleotides long. The record is from the annotation of a GenBank genome assembly. NCBI's taxonomy places the organism in Eukaryota, Metazoa, Arthropoda, Insecta, Diptera, Chironomidae.
AUGGAAAAGCUUUUUGUUCUGAAAAUGUGGUUGAAAGUGCUUGGAAUAAUCUGUUGGCUGAACUUAAUUAUGUUACCAUGUGAAAGUGCUGGAAUAUCAGAUAUUUUCAGGAACAUUGCUAAUCCAUUCAGUGUCAGCAGUAGUCCUAAUGACAGAGCACGAUGUGAGUCAUUUAUCAAAUUUACAAGAUAA